Messenger RNA from Daucus carota subsp. sativus, 1173 nucleotides. Its product is annotated as early nodulin-like protein 18. The record is from RefSeq and is a predicted model, not a curated record. Gene Ontology annotation, cellular component: plasma membrane. Bases 299 to 1003 code for a protein of 234 amino acids. NCBI's taxonomy places the organism in Eukaryota, Viridiplantae, Streptophyta, Magnoliopsida, Apiales, Apiaceae. Gene Ontology annotation, molecular function: electron transfer activity. The transcript has 2 exons.
GUGUCCGCGUAUGUUACGUGUAACAUUCCCCACAAAAUUCAGCUAUAGCCUAUAAACAACAUAAUAACAUUAAUUAUAAUCUGAAUCACUGCCCCUUGAACCGUUUCUUAUAUUUAUAUCCACCUGUCUACUGUUUUCUCCAACGGUAACCUUUCUCCACACCACUCUAUAUAUACCUGCUUCCAUCUCUUGCCAUUUUCUACUGAUCGCUCUACACCUUCUUCUUAUUCACAUUCAUUAAUCCACUCCCACGUACAUAACAUUCAUAUAGUUUUAAAUUCUCCAAAUAUAUAUUACUAUGGCCUUUCUAUCUCUACUUAUACUAUCUCUAUUCUUGGCCUCUUCUUCAACAGAGGCCUACAAUUUUCUAGUUGGUGGUAAAAACGGCUGGAGCACCAACCCUUCUGAGGAUUACAAUCAAUGGUCCGGAAGAAUGAGAUUUCUUAUCAACGACACUCUCUCGUUCAAGUAUCCGAAAGAAACGGACUCGGUUGUGGUGGUGAGCAAAGACGAUUAUGACAAAUGUAACGCAGCGAAACCUAUCGUAAAAUUGGACGGCGGAGAUUCGAGUUUCAAGUUUGAUCGUUCCGGCCCAUUUUAUUUUAUUACAUCCAACAAAACAAACUGCGACAAAGGUCAAAAGCUGGUCAUUGUUGUCUUGGCUCUCCGCGUCAAGUCUCCCCCAGCUUCCGCCCCGGCGCCGUCAGCCCAGGCUCCGGUCCCCUCGCCGGAAUCUCAAGCUCCUGCUCCGUCACCAUCGUCGGAGUCUCCGUCACCGGCGACGAGUGGGCCGGCGGUUUCGCCUGCACCGGGGACAUCGGGUCCUGCUGCGAGUGCACCGGGAGCAGAUGCGACGCCGUCUCCUUUGAGUCCUGGGAAUACUCCGGCGGAUAUUAGUUCGCCGCCGGGACCGUCGAAUUCAUUUGCUGCGGCGGUUUCUCCGGCGGCGGUGGUGUCAGUUUUGCUGAGUGUAACUGUAGCUGCUUUCAUCACAAUUACCUAGGACCUGGGAGAAUUAAAUAAGCUGGGGUGGUUUUUUUUUGUUUUUUGUUGUCAGUAAUUUACAUUUAUUGUUUGGAUUUAGAUUAUUGGGUGUUUCGUUUGGAUUUAUUUGCAUGUUCGAAUGUUGAUAAGAUAAAUAAUUGACUUGCAGUAUUACAGAUUUACAGUCAA